Limulus polyphemus (Atlantic horseshoe crab) is the source of this 2095-nucleotide messenger RNA. RefSeq names its product glucose dehydrogenase [FAD, quinone]-like. Lineage: Eukaryota; Metazoa; Arthropoda; Merostomata; Xiphosura; Limulidae. Bases 11 to 1792 code for a protein of 593 amino acids. Gene Ontology annotation, molecular function: flavin adenine dinucleotide binding; oxidoreductase activity, acting on CH-OH group of donors. The transcript has 11 exons. The record is from RefSeq and is a predicted model, not a curated record.
GCUACCAAUUAUGGCCUUGAUAUUUUUUCGCUCUGCUGACAGAAGAGUACAACUUCCUGACGGUCAAUUUGAUAUGGAAUAUGAUUACAUAAUAGUUGGGGCUGGUUCGGCUGGAGCAACUUUGGCUAGUCGACUCUCGGAAGAUUCCAACGCGAGGGUUUUGCUGCUGGAAGCGGGAGGUUUACCAGACGUACUCAGUUCUGUCCCCCUAUUUUCUGCAGAACUACAACUUACCAAGUAUGAUUGGGCUUUUAAAACUGUUCCACAAGAAGCUGCCUGCUUCGGUCAGAAAGGCAGGAGAAGCUUGUGGCCUCGUGGUAAGGGGCUUGGUGGAACAAGUUUGAUGAAUUAUAUGCUGUAUAUACGGGGUAAUCCUCGAGACUAUGACAAGUGGGCGGAACAUGGAGCUCGUGGCUGGAGUUGGCAAGAAGUGUUCCCUUAUUUUCUCAAGUCCGAAGACAACCGUGAUCCGUUGUAUGCAUUUAAUGGAUACCAUGGUAUAGGAGGUCCACAGACUGUUGAAACUCCUCCGUAUAUUUCACCAUUAGGAUAUGCCUUCGUAGCGGCAGGCAUGUCCCUUGGAUAUCUUAAUAUUGAUCUCAAUGGGCCUCAUCAAACAGGGUUUUCUGUACCUCAGGGAACGAUCAGAAAUGGCCGACGAUGUAGUGUUUCAAAUGCCUACAUUGAACCAGCUCUAAGAAGGAAGAAUUUGAACAUUCUUCUUCAAGCACACGUGACCAAGAUCCUGUUUGACAACCGUCGCUGGGCACGAGGGGUGCAGUUCCUUCAUAAAGGCUUACCACGUGUUGUGUUCGCCAGGAAAGAAAUUAUUUUGUCUGCUGGGACCAUCAACACCCCUCAAAUUCUGAUGUUAUCAGGGAUUGGUCCUCGAAAUCAUCUUGAAAGGCUAGGUAUCCCGGUCAUUGCCAACCUACCAGUGGGUAACAAUCUCCAUGACCACGUGGGUGCCUCUGGAAUGCACUUCUUGAUUGACCAACCAGUUUCAAUCAUUCCGUUACGGUUUACUAGCCCAAACAUUGUACAGAAUUUUUUUAUACACGGUAAAGGUCCUCUUACCAUGUUGGGUGGUGUUGAGGGACUUGGAUUCAUAAAGACUGAGUUCAGUAACAGCUCUGAUGACUAUCCUGAUGCGGAGAUUCAUUUCAUCUCCAGCAGUCCCUCUUCUGACGGGGGUAAAACUAUACGGAGAGUACAGGGAGUAGGAGAAAGGUUAUGGAAACAGGUGUACGAGCCCUAUUUGUACAGAGACUCCUUCUCCAUGUAUCCGGUGUUACUAAGACCGAAAAGUAGGGGUUACGUCAAGCUACGAUCCACAGACCCACACGAUCCUCCUGUUAUCAACCCUCGUUACCUGACCCAUCCAAACGACAUUAGAACUUUAGUUGAGGCGAUGAAGAUUAGCAUUGAUGUGGGCCAGUCGGAACCGUUCAGGCAAUUCAAGGCUAAAAUGUUUGAAACAGUAUUCCCAGGUUGCGAGAGAUUCCGUGUUUUAAGCGACAGAUACUUAGAAUGUGUCGCACGUACCUAUACAAUCACCAUCUACCACCCAGUAGGAACAUGCAAGAUGGGAGACCCAUCUGAUCCAAGCACAGUAGUUGACUCUGAAUUGAGGGUUAAACACGUCAAAGGACUACGCGUUGUGGACGCCUCAAUCAUGCCCACCAUAGUCUCUGGUAACACCAAUGCCCCUGUAAUUAUGAUUGCUGAGAAGGCUGCUGAUUUAAUAAAAGGAAUCCAGAUGUUCGUAACUGAAGAUGGUUCUAAAAGGUGAUAUCACCAUAGUAAUGUUAAAACGAAUUUUCUAGUCUGUUACCAACACACUAGAGGAAGGUCGUAAAGAAGUCUACAAUUUCUGAUCAAUCGAAUGGUUUCUUAAACGUGAGAACAAACAACGUGUGUUAUGAAACACGUUCAAAGAAAGACUUAUUAAUGUGAUAUGAAUAACGUGUGAUUUUUCCACUGUUUGAGAAAUAAUGCUCUGAAUUCAUCACAAGAAUAAUAGGCUUAAACUCGAGAAAAACUGAGAGAAAGAAAUACAAUUGUUUUAUAGUAGUCCUAUUUGAAUUACUAUUUU